ACGUAUUAAAACUCACCCAGUCUGUCAAGACUCGCUUGUUAAGAUGGACUGGACGGGUUUUUGUGUGCUGUUGUUAUGGAUUUCAUGUGUUUGCUCAACAAAACUGCAUUAUGAUGCUCGAGUGACGGUGAAAAACGAAGGUAUAACCAGGUUUUCUUUUGGAAACCACUAUAGUGGUUUGGUUAAGCUGGUCUCCAGUGGCGUCAUCUGGAUGGGAAGAAACGAGACCCUUUAUUCCAUCAAACCAGCACAAGACUUCAAACCCAAACUGGUAAACGUGAGUCUCUGUGAUGAUGGAAGAGAUCCAGACAAUUCAGAGUGUCCGUACAGGCUCUCUCUGCUCAGUCAGGGCGCUGAUGGAAAUCUGUUCUUCUGCGGAUCUACUAAGGAAACUACAAAGUGCUGUAACUUGACUUCCAGUUAUUCCCUGACUGGCUGCUUCGAAUUAGAAAAUUAUAAGCCAAUUAUUACUGAGCCGUCAUUACUUGUUGAUGAUAUGCUGUACUUCACUACGUCUGCGAUGGGAUUGUACAGGGUAAACAAGGACAAAAUGUACAACAUUUGGUCUCAGUCGACUCAACUGGAGCAAAAGUACUUGAAGCUGGUCGCUGGUGAAGGCAAACACCAGGACAAAGUUUAUUCCUUCUUCGCCGAGAAACAAAAAAGUAAAGAUGGCGAAUCGGAGCAGUGGAUCCCUCGAGUCUCUCAGAGCUGCAAGAAUGACCGUGGAGGUCCGAAGGCUCACCUUCAGAACAGCUGGACCUCGAUGAUCUACGCCCAGCUGUCCUGUGGGAGAGGUCAUGACUUCAGUCAGCUGAUAGAUGUGGCCACGCUACAAACAAACGACGACAUCAAAAUAUAUGCGCUUUUCAGAAACUAUUGGAACAUGAGUGCUGUGUGUGUUUAUAACAUGACUAAAAUCAGCAGUAUCUUCAGUUCCUCCGCGUUCAGCUCCACCGCCGACUUUGCGGGUCACCGGCCCGGAACGUGUGUCCCUAACAGCGCUGGUCUAAGCCCGGAGAUCCUGAAGUUCAUGUCGGGGCGUCCCGAGAUGAGGGAUCGGGUGAUGCCAGAGAACGGACCCCUGCUGUUUACACACCGCCAUUACACACACAUCCAGGUGGACCGAGAGCAACACGACACGGUCCUGCUUCUGUCUCUCGAAAGUGGAGGCGUCCACAAAGUCCGUGAAAAGCCUGUUUUUGUGAUCGCGGAGUAUCUGCCGUUUCCACACGGGACACACAUCACCGGCAUGCUUCUGGACACUUCUAAGAAGCGUCUGUUCGUGAGUUCCAGUAAUGAGGUUGUGCAGAUCGACCUGCUGGCAUGUAGUGUGUACGGUGAUGAGUGUACUGAAUGCAUGUUAUCUCGAGACCCCUACUGUGGUUGGAACGGUUUGCAUUGCACAUCCAAAGUAAAAGGCCUAAUCAAAGACCCGUACGAUUGCAACAGGCCUUUAGCCGAACCAUCAAAGAGCGAGUUCAGCAGCGAGACGCCAGUGGUUCGUGUCCCGGCGUCCUCCAGACACUUCCUGCCCUGCCCGAUGACAUCACGUCACGCCUCGUACCACUGGCACCGCGGGAACACGCGUGAGGAGUGUGUGCUCUCGGAUCAGGGCUGUUUGUACCUCAUCGAGAGCAUGGACGCGGCUCACGAGGGGUCGUACACGUGCGAGUCUUCAGAGGACGGCUUUAACAGGACCGUUGUUCGAUACCAGCUUGGCUUGAGCCGGUCCAACGCUCGCCGGAUCACUCCUGUAGGGUUACUUCUGCUCGUAGUGAUGUCACUUCCUGUUUUAGACUUUUGAAAGCGUUAUCUGACCCUGACGUUUCUAAAGCGAUUUAUAGAAUAGUACGGAUUACAGAAGCAAAUUGCAUUCAGUUGAAGAAAAAAAAUCUAAUGUUUUUCUGAUUUAAUGAGGUAAUUAUCUUAGAAGCACAAGAUAAUUUAUCAUGGAAAAAAGUUGCUCUGUUUUUCUGAAUUAAUGACUUAAUUGUAUCAAAAACUCAUUAACUUCAACUGAAUGCAAUGCGCUUCCGUAUAAUAGAGAUAGUUUCACAAGUGCCAUUGUUCAGCUUAAAAAUUGGCAAUAUGCUUGUUAAUAAUAUAUAUAUAUAUUUUUAUUCUAACAUUUUGAUGAAAGAUUAUAAAGAUUUUGGUAUUUACAGUAAUUUGCACUGAUGAAUCAAUCAUAAUGUGACCUGGAAUUUUUGAGAAAUAUUCCAAAAUAUACCAGAUAUUUACAGUAUAUGAAAUGUGCAAUAUCAUAAGAGUCAUCAGUCAUAUGAGUAUGAGAACACGCGAUGUUGAUGAGGGAGAAAGGAUCUGAUGAUUCGACAUCAUUUUUACAGGAUGUGGACAGAUUAUUAUUAUUAUUUGUUGUUGUUUAUCAGCAGUGUUUCAGACAUGUGAUCUACCAGUCAAACAUUCAGACACAAAAACUCAAUUUAUGUUCCCCUUUUUAUCUAACGAGUAACUAAAAUAAAAUAACUUUGCAGAGCUAGACAAAGAAGCUCAAAUAUAAGAGUGUUCAUUUGUUGCAUGUUUGGAUCACAUCAUUCCCAGAAUUCCAGUUGUGUUAUUUCAGAUUAUCAACAAGCAUGUGUCUGAACGUUUGACUCCAUGUGUAGCGUUGUUAUUUAAAGUAUUAAGACUAACAAUUUAUUUAUAAUUUAAUAUUGUUAAAUGUAGAUAAAACUAGAAAGAGGAUUUGAUUUUUCGGUUUUGACUUUCAGAACUGCAGCUUGAAGUGUUUAUUAUUUCUCAAUAUCUAAAUGUCAUUACAUUAUGAAAUAUCACUUUAUUAUUUUACUUUCGAUUUUUGUAAAGAAGGAGUGUUGAAGAUUGUGACAACCAUGUCUUUUUCAUCACUCGAUUAGAUGUUUUGAUUUUAAGUGACUUGUUAAAUUACUCAGUUUUAUUCAGUGU
Pimephales promelas (fathead minnow) is the source of this 2928-nucleotide messenger RNA. Its product is annotated as semaphorin-7A. NCBI's taxonomy places the organism in Eukaryota, Metazoa, Chordata, Actinopteri, Cypriniformes, Leuciscidae. Gene Ontology annotation, biological process: neural crest cell migration; axon guidance; ossification involved in bone maturation. Gene Ontology annotation, cellular component: plasma membrane. The record is from RefSeq and is a predicted model, not a curated record. Gene Ontology annotation, molecular function: chemorepellent activity; semaphorin receptor binding.